AUGGCGGAAGCGGCGGACGCGGCCACAGCCGCCCAGGGGGCGCAGCCGGCCGCAGAGGAUGCGAAGCGUCAGAAAACCGAGGAGGGCUUCGUCCCACGACCGCCGGGUGCAGUGCCUCCACCACCAGGGCAGACUGAGGCCAAGGAGGCAGAGACGAAGCCCGAGGAGCCCGUGGAGCAGGAAGUCGAUGCGAAGCCGCUGACCGGGAAGCCCCUCAAGGAGAACAUGACCUUCGAGCCGGCGGACUGUACGCUCAACGUGAUCCCUUCCCUCGGAGGAAAGGUCCUCCUGCCCCUCAGUGAGGGAGGCCUUCAGUACCUCAUGGCCGGUGCGCGGGCAAACAUGGGAAUGAAGAGCGGCCGGUAUCUCUACGAAGUCAAGGUGAUCGAGACGCUGAACCCGUCCGAGGGACCGCAGCGCAGCAGCCGAACUCCUCUGCCACGGCAGCUCCUCAGACUUGGGUUCUCCGCGCUGGACUCGCCCCUCCACCUCGGCGAGAAUGACGCCAGCGUCAGCUUCGACUCGGAAGGCUUCUUCUACUCCGGGAAGACGCGCCAUGCUAUAUCCCAGCGAUUGUGCAAGGACCAGGUGAUUGCAGUGCUGCUCAAUCUCGACCCGUCGAGCCCUAACAAGAACACCAUCAGCUUGUUCAGG
Messenger RNA from Symbiodinium natans, 654 nucleotides. The record is from the annotation of a GenBank genome assembly. NCBI's taxonomy places the organism in Eukaryota, Dinophyceae, Suessiales, Symbiodiniaceae.